Molecule: messenger RNA, 1196 nt
Organism: Cajanus cajan (pigeon pea)
Lineage: Eukaryota; Viridiplantae; Streptophyta; Magnoliopsida; Fabales; Fabaceae
Product: mediator of RNA polymerase II transcription subunit
Cellular component (GO): mediator complex
Source: RefSeq, a predicted model, not a curated record
AGGUAGACUUGAAAUCUACUGGGUUUCGCCCGCGCAGGUUCGAAUCCUGCUGUCGACGUUUUCUUUUGUUUUUAAUUUUAAGUGGCUAUUCUCAAUUCUCAUUUUUAGGAAGGGUAGGGUUUUACGAUUUCUGAAUCUCGACGUUGGUCUGUGUAAUGGAAGAACAAUCGGUGAACGGCAUGAUGUCGUCGAGGUCCAAAACGACGCAAGAGUUAGCGAUGGAAGGGCAGAAGUACUUGGAAGAAACCAUAGAGUACGCUUUCCAGAUCCUCUCUUCCAUGAACGACGAGCUCUGCAACCCCGUUUUGUGGUCCACUUCUCCCUCCGCCACCUCCCCCAACGCCCCCUCCUCCAACGGCGACGCCGCUUCCGAUAACUCCAACCACCACGCCGACAGCGCCGCCGCCGCUGCCGGCGCCCUCGAAGAGGCUCGAUUCCGGUAUAAGAACGCUGUCGCCGCGCUCCGGACCAUUCUCACUGCCAUUCCUAACUCCCAGAAGGUGAAAACAUUUGACGCUGGUUCUGCUGCUAGCCCUACUGAUGAAGAUGAAAUUGAGAAGUUGGAGGAGCGAGCCACUUCUCUAAGAAGGGAGCUUGCCAACAAGAACUUGCACCUGAAGACACUCAUAGAUCAACUGCGUGAUCUUAUCACUGAUAUAUCAACAUGGCAAAGUCCUUUUUCAACCUGAUGUUUGGGACGAGUACUUAAUUUGCUUAGUACCAAAAAAUGGAACCCUGAUUCAGAGGUAAUGAUGCUAGAUAUUUUUAAGCUUGAAGUUGCCCCAGUCGAUCUUGAUGUGUUCUCGUCCUAUGGUUUCUGCAAUGUCUAAUGAUGAGAGGGGUCUGAAAAUGGUUGUCCAAUGGGCUUGUAUUUUGUAGAUUUUCACAUAAAUUUUAUAGAAUAACAUCCUGCCAUUCUUUAACCACAAUUUGAUGGAGUCAUUCAUUUGAUUGUGAUAAAUUGUAACAGCUUGAGAAGGGUACAUGCUUUUGGUCCGAAGAUGAAACUUGAUCUUAUAUACCCUUAGCUAAAUACACUGUAUUUUAUGUUUCAGAUCCAUUUAUUUGGUUUUGAGGAAUAUUUGGGAAUGAAACAAUAGGAAGGUGGUUGGUUAGAUAGUUUAAUGUGAAAGGUAUCUUCCACUUCUUUAUUUAGGAGUUAAAGAUUGAAUGACAGAAAUCAGUUUCUUGUUCAA